CCUGAACGAACUUUCUUGCCAUUGAAAGACAGGAAAAUCCCAUUUGUCAAUACAUGCGUUUGUAGUGUAUACACCUUUUGAACCCAUGUGGUGGAGGUGGUAUUUGUAUAAGGAAAGGUCUGGUCUGAUUUACCUUUUUCCACCUUAAAAGGGCCAUCCUGUGAUAAAGGUCUUUCGUGCACAGCAGACGGUCCUUAUUCACCUGCAGCUGUGCAGCAUUUCCUGAUUCCGGGACUAGCAUUCUCGUUUCGGCACUGGGGGCGGCGGCCGGAGUUUUGUAAUUCUUGAUUAAUCCAUCGAAAUGGGCAGCCUCUCCCUCUCCAGUGUUGGCCUGACCAUGGUUUGUGCACCCGUAAUGGGUGAAUCUGUUGACCAAGUGGUUGAAGAAAUGCACAAGGCGAAGGCACAAGGUGCAGACGUAGUUGAGGUCAGGCUGGAUUGCAUCAAGCAAUUUCAGGCUCACCAGGAUCUUGAAAUCAUCCUCAAGAGCAAGCCGUUACCGGUUAUCAUUGUUUACAGGCCUAAAUGCGAAGGGGGGCUCUAUGAAGGUGACGAGACAGCCCGGUUGGAAGCACUUCGUUCUGCUCUAAAAUUAGGUGCUGAUUAUGCCGAUUUCGAGCUCAAGGUUGCUGCUGAACUUAUGAGUAAGCAGAAUAAGUUGCAUUGUGGAGGUACCAAAGUGAUAGUUUCAUGCUUUUUGGAUGGCGUGACCCCUUCAAAAGAAGAACUUAGCAAUCUUGCUACCCAUAUGAAAGCUACUGGUGCAGAUAUUAUCAAAAUUGUCACUAGUGCAAGUAACAUCACAGAACUGGCCAUACUUUUUCAUUUACUGUCUUAUAGCCAGAUGCCAGUAGUUGCAUAUGCUGUUGGAGAAAGGGGUCUUAUCAGCCAAUUGUUGAGUCCCAAAUUUGGCAGUACUUUAGUCUAUGGCUCAAUAGAAGGAAUGGCAGUUCCCGGUCUUCCUACUCUGGAAAGCCUAAGAAAAGUGUACAAAGUUGAGCACAUCAAUUCAGAUACAACAGUUUUCGGCCUCAUCUCAAAACCAGUUGGCCACAGCAAAGGUCCAAUUUUGCAUAACCCUACGUUCAGACAUAUGAAUUUCAAUGGACUUUAUGUCCCAAUGUUCGUUGACAAUCUUAAAGAAUUCUUCGAAGUAUACUCUACCCCUGACUUCGCUGGUUUUAGUGUGGGGUUUCCAUACAAAGAAGCUGUCAUUCAGUUUUGUGAUGAAGUACAUCCACUCGCUCAGACCAUUGGUGCUGUUAACACUAUAGUAAGGAGGCCUAGCGAUCGGAAAUUAAUCGGGUAUAACACAGAUUGUGAGGCUUCAGUAACUGCCAUGGAAGAUGCUCUGCAAGAAUGUCGAUGCAUUAAUGGUGAAAAGUCUUUGGUUUCUCCACUGGCGGGCAAAGAGUUUGUGCUAGCUGGCGCUGGAGGUGCAGGACGAGCUUUGGCUUUUGGUGCUAAAACCAGAGGAGCUCGGAUCAUUAUUUUUGACAUCGAUUUUGAAAGGGCAAAGAUGCUUGCUCAUGCUGUUUCUGGCGAAGCUAGGCCUUUUGGGGAUUUACCUUAUUUCCAGCCGGAGAAAGGGUCAAUUCUUGCUAAUGCGACACCGAUCGGAAUGCAUCCAAACAAGGACCGAAUACCGGUUUCUGAGGCGAGUUUGGGGGUUUUCCAGCUUGUCUUCGAUGCUGUGUAUACACCAAGAAAGACCACUCUACUAAAGGAAGCCGAGGCUGCCGGAGCAAUUACUGUGAGUGGAGUUGAAAUGUUCCUCAGGCAGGCCAUAGGCCAGUUCAAUCUCUUUACCGGAGGAGAAGCACCCAAGGAGUUCAUGAGGGAGAUAGUUUUGGCCAAGUUCUGAACAGCUGCGACAACGGCGAUGCUACAAUGACAACAUCAUGUCCUCGUUUGACUGUUCGCCAAAAUAGCUCUAGCUCAGCGGGGAGAAAAAAUAAAACAGUUGAAGUAAUUUAAAUUGGUGUCAUCUGUUCGAGUGAAUUCAUUCCGUUGUAUCGACGUUCUUCCCUGUGCUACUCCAAUUGGUGAUGGAAUAUCCAAAGUUUAAAGCUGUUCUCAACACAAUUUGAAUGAUGAUUAUUCUUUCUCCGGC
This is a messenger RNA of Eucalyptus grandis, 2113 nucleotides long. Its product is annotated as bifunctional 3-dehydroquinate dehydratase/shikimate dehydrogenase, chloroplastic. Gene Ontology annotation, molecular function: 3-dehydroquinate dehydratase activity; shikimate 3-dehydrogenase (NADP+) activity. The transcript has 10 exons. NCBI's taxonomy places the organism in Eukaryota, Viridiplantae, Streptophyta, Magnoliopsida, Myrtales, Myrtaceae. The record is from RefSeq and is a predicted model, not a curated record. Bases 302 to 1864 code for a protein of 520 amino acids. Gene Ontology annotation, biological process: shikimate metabolic process; chorismate biosynthetic process.